Chlamydomonas reinhardtii is the source of this 3839-nucleotide messenger RNA. RefSeq lists its product as uncharacterized. Lineage: Eukaryota; Viridiplantae; Chlorophyta; Chlorophyceae; Chlamydomonadales; Chlamydomonadaceae. Gene Ontology annotation, biological process: ceramide biosynthetic process; sphingolipid catabolic process. Gene Ontology annotation, cellular component: endoplasmic reticulum; membrane; cell periphery. Bases 345 to 3191 code for a protein of 948 amino acids. The record is from RefSeq and is a predicted model, not a curated record. Gene Ontology annotation, molecular function: glycerophospholipase activity. The transcript is spliced from 3 exons.
CUGAGGAUAUGGGGCAUCAGAUAACACGGACAGGGCAGGCCUUGAGCUGCGACUUGCGGGAACAUGGCGAAGUGUGGUCCGCUAGCUAGCGCUAUUGCGAACUUGCAUCACAGGCUAAACGCUAGCCCAAACGUGACUUCAACCAUCAGGUAAUACAUUGCACAUGUAACAAACGCAAUCGUGGGAGCGUUUCAUACGGUCAGCGUAGUUCCCGCCAACCCCCCGACGGUGCUUUGUCCCACGCCAGCGGUGUACAGUAUCCAAACAGUAUGACACGGGAAAAUAGACACACUGAUAACUGGGUGCGGCUCGCUGGCGACAUCAUUCGCAAACUUGCCAAGCGCAUGCACCCAAACGAUGUCGCUGGGGCGCUGCAGUUCAUCAACAAGGAGACAAAAGCGAGCCUGGGUGGCAUCUACAAAAGCAUUCGCGUGGUCAGUCGACAGCUGGAGCUGCCCCACGGCCUAGGCGAGGUCACGACGGCAGACAACUCCUUCCCAGGCUACGCCUUCUCCACCUACUGGGACCGCCCGGAGCCAUGGCGCGCGUUGUCGCGGCCGCGGCGACUGUGGCUGCUGCGCCUGGCCGCCUCCAGCCACCACGCCGCCAGCCUGGAGGUCGCUCUGGCGCAUGCCGGUGUGGGACUGGAGGGCGCGGUGAUGGAGUCGGCCGCGGCGGCGGGCGACCUGGCGGCGUGCCGGCGGCUGCUGGAGGAGGGGUGCGACUGCGGUGGGGCGCUGCUGGUGGCUGCGGCAUGCGACCAUCUGCACAUCCUGCAGUGGGUCUGGCAGGACGCGUAUGAGCAGCUGCCGAGGCUGCCUGGUGUGUUUCGUUGGUGCUGGAGCGAUCUGGCAAACGCCGCGCUCACCGGCAGCGGCGACAGCGGCCGGGUGCUGAGCUGGCUGCAGACCCACUGGCCGACGCCACCGCCACCGCCGCGGAGCUGCACGGCGGAGCAGCUGCCUGCAGCGGCCUUGCCAGGAGGGGAGGAAGAGGAGUUGGAGGAGGAGGAGGAGGAGGAGGAGGAGGAGGAGGAGGAGGAGGAGGAGGAGGAGGAGGAGGAGGAGCAGGAAGUGGAUGAGGAGCGGGAGCAGGAGCACUGGGAGCAGCAGCAGCAGAGCGGUGAUGAGGUGGACAUGGCGGACGCGGGUGCCGAGUCCUCCGUGGCAGCCAUGGACGGUCAGGCGGCGGCGGGUGCUGCUGCGGAUGUUGACGCACAACAGCACGUAGCAGCAGGGGACUGCUGGGCUGAUGUCGUGCUAGUGCGACCCGCAGCGAAGGACGAGGUCGCAAUGGCUGCUGGCGCCGAGGGCGCGGGAGCUGAGCAGGGACCGGCGGUGUGCCCACGCGGUGCCACAAUGGUGCUUGCGGCGCCGGCCGAGACGACCGCGCAGGCGGCACACUUACCAGCAGCGCCGCCCCUUGCUGCCGCACCGCCAGCAGCCACCAUCACCACCACAGCAGACGCAGACACAGCGGUGGCCACAUCGCUGUCGCCUGUGCUGGCGCCCGUGCCGCCGCCUGACGCAUACGUGCCCCGCCACGACAAGCUGCCGGCCGUGUUCCAGGCACUGGCCCGCGGCGGCCACAGCGACGCACUGCUCCGGCUGCUGGACCGGCGCACCGCCGCCUACCUGAUUAGCGUGUCCGAGGGCCACCGCUGGCCCCCCCUCACCGACACCCUGUGCCACGUGGCGCUGGGCUGCUGUCCGCUGGAGACGCUGCAGGCCGUGCAUGGUCAGUGGGUCGCACGCUGCGGCGCCGCGCCGCCCCUCACGCGGCAUCGCGUGCUCGCGCACGCCAUCGGCAGCACUGUGGAGUGGCAGGCCAAAGCCGACUUCCUCCUGUCGCACCUGCUGCAGCAGCAGCAGCAGCAGCAGCAGCAGCAGCAGCAGUGGGAGCCCCAGGCCCAGCCCGGGCCCGAGCCCGAGGAGACGGUGCGUGCUGAGGUGCGCGGCGUGGCGGCGGCUGUGCAGGUGGAGCCGGAGCUGCAGGCGGUGUGGGCGGCGGCGGCGGGGCAGGCCGACUACCUGGACCGGUGGCGCUACCUCGCGGCAGGGGGCCUGCAGGAUGGCACCUGGCAAGCGCGGGCCGCACAGGCGGCGGCCGCCGCCGGCAAUGCGGCGGCGCUGGGGGAGCUGCUGGAAGAGUGGGAUGCCAUGGCGGCGGCGGCGGCGGCGGCGGCUGGUGGCAACAUGGGCGCAGGACCACACCUGGCGUGGACACCGCCACCGCCCGACACACUCACCGACACGGCCGCAGCCGGCGGGCACGUGGCAGUGCUGCAGCUGCUGCGGCAGCGGCAUGAUCCCACCCUGCUGCGUGCGCAGCACCUGCUCUUAGCGGCAAGCAACAAGCACAUUGAGGCUGUGCGGUACCUGGCGGCGGAGGCGGUGGCGGUGGCGCAGGAGCAGGCGGUGGCCGGGGUUGCGGGGGCCCCUGGCAUUGGCAACAAUGGCGCCUCUGAGGCCACGGAUGCGCACUCAAGUUUUGCGUUUCGCGAGGUGGCGGCGGCAGGCGCGGAUCUGCCGUUGCUGCGGCUGCUGCACGAGCGGUGCGGCGCUGACAUCGACCUGGACGCGGUGGCGACAGGCGGCAGCGUGGAGGCGUUGCAGUGGGCGGUCGAGACGCUGCCGGCGCAGACCGUGCUCGCCGCCCUCAACCCCAGUCGGGUGUGGAGUGUCGCAGCAAGCGGCAACCUGGCGGCGGCGGACUGGCUGAUUUACCAGCGGGGGCUCAUCAUAACCGGGUCAGAAGACGUCGGUGGGACGGUGGCGGCAGCGAAGGCGGCAGGAGCCACUGGCGGGAGCGGAGCAGCGGCCGCCAACAAAGGAGGCAGCAGGGCGGUGCUGAUGCUGAUGCUUCCGGAGGAGGGGGAGCUGCUGCAGUGGUUCGUGGGCGGAGGCGUCUUCAAUCGAGUCCUGAGCCGCGUUCGGAUGUGGGUGGCGCGCCAGGCGCGGUUUAUAGCUGUUGCUGGGGCCGCUGGUGCAGCCACUCGGGUAGGCAGCAGCAGUAGCAGCUGGGGCCGGUUGAUGCUGGAGGAUUGGGCGCGGCUGUUGGAUUUGGUGCAGCCGCCGGGGGCUGUGGUGGCGCUGCCGCCGCAGCAGUUACUGUGGCUGCGGCGGCAGCGGCAGGCGGCGGCUGACCGGCUGCUGCUGCCGGUUGGGGAGGAGGAGGGGAAAACGCGUUGAGGCGGUGGCGGGGGUGGCGGCUGCGGUGGUAGCUAGCAGCGCUCGCUGCAGCCGGGUUUGGCACGGCGCGCCGACUGCAUGUGGGAGUGCAGGUGCGGGUGUGGUGGGUGCCAAUGGCACAGCGGUGUAGGGGGGGGAGUCAACCAGAGGGCCGUGGGCCAGCCGGCAGGUGUGCUGCUGCGGAGUGGUGCGCUGUGCAUGGGGCAGCCGGCGUUGGCCGGGCGUGGAAGGGCAGGCAGUAGCAGCAGCAGCAGCAGCAGUAGCGGUGCAUACAGGUGCAUGCACGUGGGCCAGAGUUGCAGUGGGCGCUGCAAGGGCGGGGCAGCGGAGGUGAUGUGGUUGCUCGCGGCGCGGCAGAGGCCAGGAGGAGGCAGACGGAAGUGACCAUGCCCAAAAGUGAUUCCAUGCUGGGCGGGGGGACACCGGGUGCGGCAUAUGUGUGCUGCUGCGCGCGGGGACCCGUGCGUGGGGUGCGUGGCGGCCAGCGCGGUGCCAGACACUGCUGACAUGCCACAAAAGGUUGGCAGCACGUUGGUACAGCUGAAGCAGAUAGAGCCCUGCUGACGUAUACGUACUCUCGUUCGCUGGCCUGACCCCGUCAGGCCCCAGUCAGGCAUGAGGCACAGCAUCAUGUAAGUUCCGCUAAUU